CGCUGUCUGCAAACUCUGUACUCGGAUUGUUUUGGUUUUGGUGCUCUUUUCUUGCGGAAACAGAUUUUUCCUGUCCGUGCGUGUCAUACCCCCGUGCGUCCGACCAAGCUUUGCCCUGUGUGCCGUCGCCGUGUGUUUCAGCGCCUGAUAAUCCCCGAUGUUGGUCACUGUCCCCAGGUCGCUACCGUUCCAAAGAUGAUGCAGCCUCCCCUUGGCACGUGGCACUUUCGUCCCACAGCAACGGCUCAGAGACGGUGACGCAAGAUUGUUGGCAGGAGCCCCGGAGCGCCAUGUCGGACACGGAACGGACGGCCGCGGACGCGCCAGGUGCCAGAGGCGAGGUCGCCUCCGCGGAGCGUGACGGCUCCCCAUCGUCCUCGUCGUCCACGGCUACGCAGACCGAAGAGAAGGGCGUCCGCCAGAAGCUGAAGACAAUGACAUUCGGACGCCGGCGCAAGGCCGCCACCACUGCGCCGAAGGAUGCAGCGUCCUCGCGGGACACGCCCAAACCCCGCCGGAACGCGUGGGGCCUGCGGCUGGGCGGACGCAGGGAACCCGCCGAACCGCCCACCGGCUGUGCCAGCUGCAUCUGCACCGGCUACCGGCGCACCGAGGAGAAGGCGCCGGCCGCGGAUGCCAAGAAAGAAGAGUACCAGGUGGACGACUGGGACGAACGUGCUCGGAAGGAACGCGCCCGCGAGAUUGAGGAAGGCGUGGACCCGCCGCCGGGGUUCCGAUUGGACGACGUCCCUGUGGCGCCGGAGCCUGUCGUUGCGGCUCCGGCGGCGGAGGUGGCGGCGAUAGUGCCGACGUGGCCGCCGUGCCCGCAACCCUGGGAGUGGGAGCCGCCCGUCCACACGCAGGUGGACUACAUGCACUGCCUGGUGCCCGACCUGCUGGGCAUCACGGCGUGCGGCUUCUACUGGGGCAAGAUGGACCGCUACGAGGCGGAGCGGCUGCUGGAAGGGCGUCCCGAGGGCAGCUUCCUGCUCCGCGACUCGGCCCAGGAAGAGUACCUGUUCUCGGUGAGCUUCCGGCGCUACGGCCGCUCGUUGCACGCCCGGGUGGAGCAGUGGAACCACCGAUUCAGCUUCGACUCGCAUGACCCCGGCGUGUUCUCGUCGCGCACGGUCUGCGGCCUGGUGGAGCACUACAAGGACCCCGCCUGCUGCAUGUACUUCGAGCCGAUGCUGACGCGGCCCCUGCACCGCACCUUCGCCUUUUCGCUGCAGCACUUGGCGAGGGCCGCCAUCUGCGCUCGCAUCGCGUACGACGGCGCGUCGCGGCUGCCGCUGCCGCGUAGCCUGAGGGCGUACCUGCGCGAGUACCACUACAAGCAGCGAGUGCGGGUGCGCCAGAUCGACGACCUCGGGGGCUAUGCCGUGCUUGCGGACCGGCCCUGACCCGGUUGGGACGUCCCGUUCGGGGAACGGGGGCUGUGUUGGCACCCUCGCGCUCCUCGAAGCCUUCCGGGUGGUGAGACCCGAAGAACUUUGAAGGGUGGGCACGUGAACGAGGAAGUGCGCAACCACCUUGGCUUCGACUUCAGUCGCCACCGAAGAAGCAUAGGUCGACGCGCUCUGCAGUGAGGAAAGACAAUGUGUACAACGACGGGAAGCACCACCGCACGCAGAGUGGAGUUUUCGGGCGCCCUAAACGAAAUCAACCUCUAAGUGUGCGGCAAAGACUCAAAUGCGCUAUUUGUGAGGGUUUCGGAUUGCAUCAAUCCACGGGGAUGCGAACAUUGAACAGAAAUCACUCUUUCUCAGUUCUGCAACGGUAGUAGAGGAAGCCGUGCCGGCAAGGUGCAUGCAAUAUCGUCGCAAGAGAGAUUCCGCAGCCUACUGACUUCCUAGGUCUGGACCUGUGUGUGGUAAAGUGCGCGCAUAUUUUGAUCAAACCGGACAAGAACUUGCGUGGGAAAAUAUCUGCCGUUCGUUUCCUUGCCACUCGCAACUGAAGUUGACUGGGUUGCAGCUUUGUUGGCUGCCCCUCUCGCAGUCUCUAAAGUGGCCGUAAGCUGUGCUGACCAGCAGGCUGCGUGGGGGAAGAGUUUCAUGCAUCCGUUUCGUGCAUUUGUCUUGAUUUCUUAAGGUGCAUUGUCUUGUCGUUGUUCGCGUGAUGUGCCGCAACGGUGCAAGCAUCUGGGUUCUCACCACCCCUCAAUUGUGCUACGAUAUCCCUGUCUGUUUGGUGUCCAACGCCAUUUUGAUUUCUUUCGAAUUAUUAACUUCUUUGCCAGCUGGUCUAGGAUGUCAGCUGAAACAAAUGUGGGGUUGUCGGGGAAUUUGUUGCAGGACAUCCUGAGAGUUUGCGAAGAUCUUCAAAAAACCGUUAUUUUGAAUUGCACGCUCCCUUUUACUUGUAUGUUUGGGAGACCCAGUCACGUUUCAUUCGUGUCCAGGCACUCUUAUCAAUGCGUCUAGGCUUGCGCCAAGUUCUAUGUCAAUCAAAAUGCAAAAUAGAAAUAUCUAAUGGAGUGAAAUGGCACCACUGGUCAGCAUGCGCUGGCAAGUGUGGAAGCUCCGGAGAAACACUGCUUCGCGGAAGGAACAGCUAGUGAAAGCUUAUAUUAGGUUUGGCAGGCAUAAAAAUGUCACAGUGGUGACACAUUACGCACUCUGAAACACUCACGUUUCAUUCUCUAGUCUCGGAGGAAAAAAGUUUCAAUUAGGUUUAAACUUCCCACUCGUGGAAACAUUUAAACUUCCCACUCAUGGAAAAAUCCGCUCGAAGGUCAUAAAUCUUGCAAGUCGCAAACGUUGUGGUAGCCCGUAGAAGACAACAACUUGGCUGCAUUUUUUGUGGGUUCUCACCUGAGCCGCCUUUUGCGAGGAGAAAUUCCUGGCGAGGUUUUUAGAGGUUUGUACUGCAGACCGUUCAGUCUGCAGUAGCCUUUUUCCCAAAGGGACUCGCUGCAACUGCAGUCGGUAACGGGUUAGAACUGCAGGAAGGUCCUUAACCAGUGCCGCCUUCCGCAUCACCUUCCUACCUCCGAUAAUGCCUAGGCGUCGCGCGAGCCCCAAACGUGCACGCGAGGCCAACGCACACCGGAAGGCAAUGAGCGCACGCCGCAGGUCAAGCGUCCGAAAGAGAUGCCCCGCCGUUUUGGUCCUGCUGGCGACUGGUAAAGAACACCACGAGUGCGGCUCCGGCAGGACUUGCUGAGGGAGCAUUGCUCAAGCUUUGGCGCGCUCUCCUUUGCCACAUCUCUAACACGCCUUGCGGGCCGAGCCAUUCGGACACCAUUGUGAUAACAGAUUCGUCCUUGCGAGUCUCGCAGACUUUCGUGCCCUGGGUUGCACAUGUCGGCGCGAGUGAAGCUUGUACAUUGGGACUUCCGACUCGAGCAUCAACACUUGAUAAGCUCUUUUCAGAACCUCCUCGAGCAGCAUUGGUGGUCGAUACUUUUGAGGCAUGAAGCACGCGAUUCGAUCCGAACGUUGGUGUGACACGGGCUCAGCCGAGUUCACACCGAUUGUUGACAUAGCCCUCGUUUCCAAUGCAUGCUCGGAGUUUGUGCCCAAAUAAUGAUGGACUUGGAUAUGAAAGGCCGUCUGGCAGGCACCUCCAUCCUGUAGCCCAGUAGAGCGAGCAUAAUUGGCAACAGUUUCAACGUGAAAAUGCCACUUCCUGCGCUUUGAAUGCAGUGCGAGGAAGCUUGGGUGAUUAUGUCUUACCAUGUCGCAGACUGUUUUCAACGUUCCUUGAGGACGGAGCAAUGCUUCUUACGAUUUCAACAUUUCUUGAGGACGGAACAAUGCUUCCUACGAUUUCAGAUAAAGCUUCGGGUAAAUGGCAGCAACGAUUUUAGGCAAUGAGAUGGCUAAAAUGUCGCGACUCUGAUGCGUAGAUUAUUCGAUGGCCUCGAGACAACCAGUUCACGAGUAACUGCAUCAAUUUCGAGUCCGGGUCGCACGUAAAUCGCAGCACUAAUUCGACGCUAUGAACAGCGCUGGUUGAUCCAGGGGCCCUAACCUUAACAAACACAAAGUUGAGGCCAAAGUUGACAGAGCACACCUAUUGGCGUAUCAUGGCGAUGACUUUACGCUUUCUUCGCCGACGUCCAAUCAGCUUGCUGCGUGAACUUUCGGCUCCAGCUUUGUGUGUGACGAGGUUAGGGAUCCUGGAUCACCCAAUUGGCACGAAGUCUGUGCUACAUCAGCAAGGUCAACGCUAUUUUCAACACUGAGGUAGUAGUAUGUGUGAACGAGCCUUUGAUCACUUCUAGACAGGAGAGGAUCUGUGUGAUUGGGCGGCUGUUUUUUGGCUCCACUCUUGCUCCAGCCUUCGACGUAACAGAAUGUCUGCUUUGUCCAUGUCGCCGAACGUUGCACGUGCGAGUGCCCGGCGGGAGGUUGAAUGCCGGUCAGCGUUGCAGACAUACCCAAAUAUGUUAGAUUCGGUUUAGGUGCAUCCGGCAUUGUGGCUCGAAAGUGGGCCUCGACGCUGGCACGAAGGUGAACGCCGUGGAGGUUCCGUCAUGGGCGAAGGAAAGGCGAGGGACGGAGUGGCAGCCGCAGUGUAUCUGCAGAGCGCACCGGCAGCGAAUGCCCAACAUUCGCUCCUCACAACCUGUGGAAAAUUAAUCGCUUGAAAUUGACUCUUGUCCUUUUGAAUGGGGACGUCUAAACUGAACUUUCUUUGAGUGAGAAGCACUGUAGUCUGUUGCAGGUUUAGAAUAGGAGAGCGAGCCUCUCCCACACUGCUUUGCACUCCUGAUGAUUGGGGGUUUUCUCCACUCCAGCAUUCGCUCCGAUACGGUGAGAAGAGCAGAGGGUUUGGUUGGAAGAGCUUGUCCUGCUAUUCGAAACCUGCCACAUACUACAAAUGCAGUUUAAAACAAAACGGGCAGUCAAUAACCGAUUAGUCGGGUUGGUGUAGUUACUGGGUCUGCAGAUUCCUUUGCGCUACCGCUCCAUCGUUUGUGAAUUUUAAUGUUUCACAGGCAGACCUGUUGUCUGCAAGCUAAUACGAACUCUGGCUGUUGCUCAAGUAUACAAACAACUGCCUCCCACAUUUGGAGACUCGAUUUGAGGCGAGUGGUGUUUUGAGCUCCUCUUGUCUUUUUUCCAAGUUUUCUCUAUCCGUGGUUUUGUACAGAACACUUAUUUAUGGUCUAGUAUUUAUCGUUCCAAACAUUAUGCCCCAGGCACCUAGAACUGUAUAUAUGUAAGUAUGUAUAACCUCUUUCCUAAGAAAUGCGUGUAGGCAUGUUUCGGUAAAGUUGAUGUAACUGCAGAGUGUGCACCCUUCCCUGUUUUUAUUGCCUUGUACAGAAUAAAUACUUCUAGGAAGUGCUACCAAUU
This is a messenger RNA of Ixodes scapularis (black-legged tick), 5309 nucleotides long. Its product is annotated as suppressor of cytokine signaling 5. Bases 291 to 1403 code for a protein of 370 amino acids. Lineage: Eukaryota; Metazoa; Arthropoda; Arachnida; Ixodida; Ixodidae. The transcript is spliced from 2 exons. The record is from RefSeq and is a predicted model, not a curated record. Gene Ontology annotation, biological process: intracellular signal transduction; phosphatidylinositol phosphate biosynthetic process. Gene Ontology annotation, molecular function: 1-phosphatidylinositol-3-kinase regulator activity. Gene Ontology annotation, cellular component: phosphatidylinositol 3-kinase complex.